This is a messenger RNA of Bacillus rossius redtenbacheri, 862 nucleotides long. RefSeq lists its product as uncharacterized. The transcript has 4 exons. The annotation marks the transcript as partial. The record is from RefSeq and is a predicted model, not a curated record. NCBI's taxonomy places the organism in Eukaryota, Metazoa, Arthropoda, Insecta, Phasmatodea, Bacillidae.
GCCCCCGAGGCCCCCGGCGGCGGCGGACUCAGCAAGUGCUCCUGCGAGGGCCCCGCCUGCGACUGCUGCGUCGACUUCAACCUGACCUUCAUCGACCUCGGCGGUCCAGGCUGCGUGAGGAUGAAGUACGUCUCCCCGGAGGACGGCAUCGCCGUGAACGUCUCGUACGGGGACAGCCUGCUGCACAGCGAGGCCGUGAAAGGCGCGAACCCGCCGCCCGCCUGCAUCGACGUGCUGUCCGACCUGGCGCAGCUGUGCGCGCGCUUCGUGGACCUGGCGCCGACGCGCGACGGGCUGCGCUGGUGCCUGCAGGUGGAGCCCACGCUGCUGGGCGGCGCGCAGGCCGAGUACCACGUGGGCUGCUUCCGCAUGGCGCCCGCCGGCAUGCAGCUCGACCCGGCCUACAACCGCACCCGCCCGCCGCCAGCCAGCAGCGCGGGGACUGAGGCGCCGGCCGAGGAGGCGCAGAUCAACGAGGAGGCGCUGCUGGCGGCGGUGAGCGAGUCCGCGGAGCAGGGCAUCGCCUUCUUCAGCAACCUGCUGGGGCUGGCGCUCGCCCCCGACAACACCACCACGGCCCCUGACGUCACCACCGCGCAGCCGCCAGCCGCCGGGAAGCACCACUCCGCGCGCUCCGCCCUCAACGGCCUCGAGUGACGGCCGCGGCUUGCCCCCGCCCUAUUUAUUGUAUUUAUUCCUCCCGCCAACAUCGCUUAGCAGGUUAACAGCAUGAGGUCUCCCGUUUAAGAGGCCACUCCAGUGUUUCAGGGGCACUACGCAACCCGCGUUAACCUCAUACGAUUCAAUGUUAUUUUCAUUUUGCUUAUAACUAAUUAACUAAUGCAGAUUUCGAAAUGAUGCU